AUGAGCACUCCAGUUACUUCCGUUACGAUCGAAUCCCUCACCGAGGCAUGCAACACCAAGCUCGGCGCCACUCAUGUCGAGGGCAAGGAUAUCUCUGGUGGAUGUGGACAGAACUUUGAGAUCAAAAUUGUGUCGCCCAUGUUCGAGGGCAAGUCGACCCUCCAGAAGCAUCGUAUGGUGAACGAGGCCCUCAAGGAUCAGAUCGCAGUCGUCCAUGCCUUCUCCCAGAAAUCGUUUACGCCAGCGCAAUGGGAGGCCCUUCAGCAGCAAUAA
Molecule: messenger RNA, 273 nt
Organism: Linnemannia hyalina
Lineage: Eukaryota; Fungi; Mortierellomycota; Mortierellomycetes; Mortierellales; Mortierellaceae
Source: the annotation of a GenBank genome assembly